GCUCGGCCAUGCCCUUCGCCAAGAGGACGGUGGAGCCGCAGAGGCUGUGCCGGGCGGACGAGAGCCGGGGAGCCCCGGCGGAGCCCCGGGAGCCGGGGGCGGCGGGCGAGGAGGCGGCGGCGGCGGUGCUGAUGGUGCUGGACCUGUGCGCCGUCAGCAACGUGGCCCUGUCGCGGAUCCUCCGGCAGCUCUCCGACGUGGCCCGGCACGCCUGCACCCUCUUCCAGGAGGUCGAGGCUGACAUCCAGGGCACCCACCGCCGCGUCCGGGCGCUGCACGGCCGCAUCGCCGGCCUCCAGGGGGCCGUGCGCGGCCUCGACCCCAAGCAGGAGGCAGUGCCUGUCUCCAACCUGGAUGCAGAGAGCAAACUGAGCGUCUAUUACCGGGCACCUUGGCAUCAGCAAAGAAACAUUUUCCUCCCCUCCACCAGACCACCGUGUGUGGAGGAGCUGCACCACCACGCCAAGCAGCACCUGCGAGCCCCGCGCAGAGAACAUCGAAGCCGAGGUGAUAACAGAGAGCAAAAAGCCCCAGGGCCCAUCUCUGUGGUGGCUCCCCCCUUUCCUCCCUUCCCUGCAGUCUGCACUCAGAAGAGGCAAGCGAUAAAGAACCGGCACUUCCUACCAUUUAACAGCACCCGUUCGCCCUCCCCAGUUGAGUGUUGCCACAUGACCCCCUGGAGUAGAAAGUCCCAUCCACCAGAGGACGAAGAUACAGAUGUCAUGUUAGGGCAGAGGCCGAAAAAUCCAAUACAUAAUAUCCCUUCUACACUGGAUAAGCAAACCAAUUGGAGUAAAGCACUACCUCUCCCAACUCCAGAGGAGAAAAUGAAACAAGAUGCCCAAGUGAUUUCUUCUUGCAUUAUCCCCAUCAAUGUCACUGGAGUUGGUUUUGACAGAGAGGCUAGUAUACGCUGCUCUCUUGUUCAUUCACAAUCUGUACUACAGCGGAGACGAAAGUUGAGGAGGAGGAAAACCAUCUCUGGCAUCCCCAGAAGAGUGCAACAAGAAAUAGAUUCGGACGAGUCGCCAGUGGCGAGGGAGCGCAGCGUGAUUGUGCACGCCAACCCGGACUUCUCCAGCGCCGGCAGCCGGCGGUCAGGGACCAGGGACUCGGAGUGCCAGACAGAAGAAAUCCUGAUCGCGGCUCCCUCCCGGCGCCGCAUCCGUGCGCAGAGGGGGCAGAGCGUGGUCGCCUCCCUCUCGCACUCCGCCGGCAACAUUUUGGUGCUGGCGGACAACGGGGAUGCCGUCUUCGCUGCCGCCGUCAGCAACCGCAUCCGUUCGCGGAGCCUCCCUCGCGAGGGUGCAAGAGCCAGCGAGGGUGACCCGGCCGCCACCACCAAGAGUUCGGCGUAUGACGCAGAGCACUUCCUAGCCAGCCAGGAGAGGCUCCCAAAAAAGGGGAAGGAGAUCCUGAGCAAACAGGGUUCACAAGAGCACCAGCCCCUAGGUUUAACUUGCCCUCAGCACCUGCACAGCCCUGAGCACAGCAUUGGCGAGAGAGGGAGGUCGCGACUGUCAAGGAUGGCAGAUUCGGGAAGCUGCGAGAUUUCGUCCAACUCGGACACCUUUGGGAGCCCCAUUCACUCCAUCUCCACAGCAGGAGUCCUGCUCAGCAGCCACAUGGACCAGAAGGAUGACCACCAGUCCUCCAGCGGCAACUGGAGUGGGAGCAGCUCCACAUGUCCCUCUCAGACGUCCGAGACCAUUCCUCCUGCUGCCUCUCCGCCGCUGACGGGCUCCUCACACUGUGACUCCGAGCUGUCCCUCAACACCGCUCCCAAUGCCAACGAAGACUCGAGUGUCUUCAUCACAGAGCAGUUCAGUGACCACGUGGACAAGGUCAGAGGCCACAGGGCGAGCUCCUUCACCUCUACUGUGGCAGAUUUACUUGAUGACCCCAACAACAGCAACACGAGUGACAGCGAGUGGAACUACCUUCACCACCACCACGACGCCUCCUGUCGCCAGGACUUCAGCCCCGAGCGCCCCAAGGCCGACAGCCUGGGAUGCCCGAGCUUCACGAGCAUGGCCACGUACGACAGCUUCCUAGAGAAGACCCCCUCUGACAAGGCAGACACUAGCUCACACUUCUCCGUGGAUACUGAAGGAUACUAUACCUCCAUGCACUUUGACUGUGGUCUCAAGGGUAACAAGAGCUAUAUUUGCAACUAUGCAGCCGCAGGCUCCGAGAGCGGACAGACGGCGAGCGUGACCUCCAGCCUGGCCGACUGCGCCUGGCAGGAGUGUGUGAACCACAGGAGGCAGGGACGGCAGAGCAUCUCUCUGAAGAAACCAAAGGCAAAGCCAGCCCCACCAAAACGCAGCUCGUCUUUGAGGAAAUCUGAGGGCAGCAUGGAUCUUCCCGAGAAGAAAGAACCAAAGAUUAGCAGCGGGCAGCACGUGUCGCACACCGCCAGGGAAAUGAAGCUGCCGCUUGAGUUUUCCAACACGCCUUCCAUAGCGGAGGGCUCUAGCCUGCCACCCAAAUCCGAGCUGCCCUGGGCGAGCCAGAGCGACGGCGGCCUGAAGGACGCUCAGUUCGACGUGGCCGACAUGCCGUCCUUUAAAGACGAAGGUGCUGAACAACCUCACUAUGCAGACCUCUGGCUCCUGAACGACUUGAAAUCUAGUGAUCCUUACAGGUCUUUAUCUAAUUCGAGCACUGCUACGGGUACCACGGUCAUAGAGUGCAUCAAGUCGCCAGAGAGUUCCGAGUCCCAGACGUCGCAGUCCGGGUCACGGGCCACCACCCCAUCCCUCCCUUCUGUCGACAGCGAGUUUAAGCUGGCCUCGCCGGAGAAGCUGGCGGGACUGGCCUCACCCUCCAGCGGGUACUCGAGCCAGUCGGAAACACCAACCUCCUCCUUCCCGACCGCCUUCUUCUCUGGACCCUUGUCUCCGGGGGGCAGCAAGAGAAAGCCGAAAGUACCUGAGAGGAAGUCGUCGCUGCAACAGCCGCUCUCUAAAGACGGCACCAUGUCUGCAAGCAAAGACCUCGAACUCCCGAUUAUACCUCCAACCCAUCUCGACCUAAGUGCUCUUCACAGUGUCCUGAACAAACCGUUCGCUCACCGGCACCAGCUGCACGCCUUCAACCCCAGCAAGCAGAACACGGUGGGAGAAGCCCUCAGCCCCAGCCCGCCCUCUGCCCUCGCCAUCACGCCCUCCGUCCUCAAGUCCGUGCACCUCAGGGCCGUCAACAGGCCUGAAGAAGCGAAGCAGAAGGGCAGCACUCCCGACCUGCUCUGUGUCCGAGAGACUGCUCUGGUGGCAAACGAUGUUUCGCCGGGCAAAAUGCGGCCGCUCCUAACCAAGAAGCCAGUAUCACGGCAGUACUCCACUGAGGAGGCCAUCAUGUCGUACAUCGACUCUUCCCUGGCAGAAACUGGCCCUGGAAAACUGCCCUUAGAAAAGAGCUCCUCCUUCAGCGGGCAGAGUAAUUGUGAGCAAGAAACUCUAACUUCAGCAAGUGUGGCUCUGGUUGAAAUCAAACCCAUGAAGGACCAAGUGCCACUGGCUGCCGAGCGCUUGCCAGACAGCGCUCUAAAUCAGUCUUGUGCUGUUCCUACAGAAGGGUUUCAGAAAGGCUCGGCCAUGCCCACAGGUGAUUACGAAGCGGAGAAAGCUAACCGGGGAGCAGAAGUAGAUGGCUGCCCCAAGCGAGCGCAGGCUCAGCCGGAGCUCUCCGGUGGCGGUGGGCAGCAGCUGGAGCCUGGUACUGCGGCUGAAAGCCCCGCUCGGGCCCAGGGAGCAGAUGUCAGUGAUCAGCUUAAGCACCAACUCGAUUUAAGCCACCAUGUGCCUGGGAAUAUCAGCUUUGAAUCAGAGACGGCAGCGGUAAACUCGCUCGGUGAAGCGAGUUGCAAGCAGGAGAACGAGAUUGCAUCAGAUAUUCCUACCAAAAGUGCCUCCGAUGCCGGCAGGGCGGAUGAGACAGCGGGUGGCACAGAAGAGCCGUCGCUGAAAGAGUCUUCUCCAAGUGACGACUCCAUCGUGUCCCCACUGAGUGAAGACUCUCAGGCUGAAGCUGAGGACGUUUUCAUGUCUCCCAACAAACCUCGCACUACUGAGGACCUGUUUGCAGUCAUUCACAGAUCGAAAAGGAAAGUUCUUGGGAGAAAGGACUCCGGAGACCUGUCUGUCAGGAACAGAUUGAGAGCUUCCUCUGGGACAAGCAGCCAGCCGCCCGCCAGCAGUACGCUGCCCACCAGCAGCGCACCGCCCACCAGCAGCGCAGGUGCUCCCAUAAGCAGCCAGAGGUCCCCCGGGCUUAUAUACAGGAAUGCCAAGAAGUCCAACACAUCUAACGAGGAGUUUAAACUACUGCUUCUUAAAAAGGGCAGUCGGUCUGAUUCUAGCUACAGGAUGUCCGCCACAGAAAUUCUGAAGAGUCCAAUUCUGCCCAAGUCACCCGGAGAGCUGACAGCGGAUGCUCCCCAAAGCCUGGACGAGUCUCCCCCGGUGGCGAGUCCCGAUGCGCUGUCCCCCUGCUCCCCGAGGGUCAAUGCAGAAGGAUUCUCCUCCAAGAGCCUUCCCAUGUCGGCGUCUUCGCGAGUGGGGCGCUCCCGGGCGCCACCGGCAGCCAGCAGCAGCCGGUACAGCGUGCGCUGCAGGCUGUACAACACGCCCAUGCAGGCCAUCUCGGAGGGAGAGACCGAGAACUCGGAUGGCAGCCCCCAUGAUGACCGGUCUUCUCAGAGCUCAACAUAGGUUGCCAGGGACUGCGGACACCACGUGGGUUGUGUAAGGAUGUGAAUAUAAGAGGCCAACGCUGUAGCAGUCAAAGAAAUAAUAAUAAUAAUAAUUGCAGGGCAAUAUCGAUGCUUAAAUGUGUUUGUGUUCGUCAGAUGCUGGGGAAACAGGACUACAGCUGUAGCUAUUUAUUACUCUACAUUUUAUAAAAGUAGAAAGAUAUGCUACGUCUAUUCUGUUUUCUUUUAGCUUCAUUUCAUUUAUCCCACUCUCAUUUCUGUUGUCACUGUAGAUUUCAAGGCUAUACACUUUUCGUAGAGUUCAAAGAGACUUUUUGUGUUGUUUUUUUUUUUUUUUUUUCCCAGAAGUUGCCCAUCUAGAAACAAAUCCCUCACUGUAGUGCUUCCCUAGGGAGAAAAAUAAAAAAGCAAAUGCUCUUGAGGAUUGGUAUU
Molecule: messenger RNA, 5149 nt
Organism: Cygnus atratus (black swan)
Lineage: Eukaryota; Metazoa; Chordata; Aves; Anseriformes; Anatidae
Gene: NHS
Product: NHS actin remodeling regulator
Exons: 9
Coding region: 9-4715 (1568 amino acids)
Biological process (GO): lens development in camera-type eye; cell differentiation
Source: RefSeq, a predicted model, not a curated record